Molecule: messenger RNA, 1224 nt
Organism: Chlamydomonas reinhardtii
Lineage: Eukaryota; Viridiplantae; Chlorophyta; Chlorophyceae; Chlamydomonadales; Chlamydomonadaceae
Exons: 3
Coding region: 122-574 (150 amino acids)
Source: RefSeq, a predicted model, not a curated record
AGCAGCAAAGUCAAAGCUAAGCGAAGAGGACACGCGAAGAGGAGUGCCCAUCGGUUCAAAGGAAGUCCGCUUCCUCAGUGUCCUGUGUUACAAUCAUAAGUUAGUGGACCUGGAUGAACGUAUGAAGGCCGCGCAUGAGCAGCAGCUGCAGACCAGCAAGAUGCUUGAGGAGCGAGCGGCAGAGGACGAGGCGUUUCGGCGGCUCGUGCUGAAGCCCGAGGUCAUCGCUCUCGCUAGCACGUUCAUUGCCAGAGUCAUUUCUGGCAAGCCUCGGAGCGGGUCAACCUGCAGCAGCGGCAUGAAGGGUUUCAUCAAAGAGAACAGCCAGCUUGUGGGUGAUCUUGCCAAGGCGGCCAAGCUGGAUUGCUCACCUGAAGAGUUCGCGGAGUUUGCGGACAAGAACUACACGCUGAACGAUGACCAGCACAAAGCGCUGGACGAGGUUCUCAUCAACUCGGCGAAGAAGCUGAAGGAGGCGGGUGCUGUUCGCCUGCUGCGUGACAAGCUCGGCUGGCAGUGCAGCCUCAUCGAGAACAUGGAGGAGCUCGUGAAGCUCCUGAACGAGGCGCCAUAAGUCGUAAGAGCAGGAACGAACACGCCUGGCUGGCGGCGCUGGCGGCGGCGAAGGUGCACGUGGAGGUGCUGAGAGUGGGGGAGGUGCCGUCUGCAGGAGCAGCCGGCACAGCCGGACGAGGCGCGGCUGCUGGAAGACAGAAGCCGCGAUCGUGCGUGGUGAUGAGGCCGUGGGUGGCAGUGGUGGCGGAAUGAGUCAGGGCACGGUGGCUGGACAGCUGUAGCAGGACUGGGCACAGAGGCAUUAGCAGAAGAUGCACAUGGUGGCAUGCUUCGUCAAAACAGUUUCUGCUCGCUUGGGCUGGGUUGCAAUCAGCCAUGAGAAGGCUUGAGCUACCCGAUGGAGACUGUGCUGCGCGGAUGACCCUGUUGCAGGCCGAGGAGCCGGCUGGCGGUGUCUACGUAGCGGUCCGCGGUGGGGCUGGCAAGGCAUGCGUAGCGGCAUGACAAGCAGUGCGGCUGUUGACAACUGUGCUGCGUCUGGCUGCGGUUGGCUCUGCUGUGGCAUCGCGAUUGCUGGGCACCUUUGGCUAUGUGCCUGUGGAAACCGACCCCGGCUAUCGGGCUAUGUCCGGGCGAUGAGGUUGUUCGGCCUCAGACUGUGGAGGGGCUCAGCCCCUUUUCCCGUGACCGGGGAACACUUGUCACGUC